AAGAUUCCCAAAGACUAACACUCCCCCUGCAAUACUUAAGCCAGAGAAGGAAUACCCGAUUCUCACUUUCAUCAUCUUCUACCCUUAAGAGCAGCCGCGAACUGGUACUAGUGAGGGCAGUCAAUACAGAAGCGGCGGCGACACAGGCCUUGAAAAUGGUCAAGGCUAUCAGGGUACAUGAGCUUGGUGGACCUGAGCCAGAGAAGGAAUACCUGAUUCUCACUUUCAUCAUCUUCUACCCUUAAGAGCAGCCGCGAACUGGUAUUAGUGAGGGCAGUCAGCACAGAAGCGGCGGCAAAACAGGCCUCAAAAAUGGUCAAGGCUAUCAGGGUACAUGAGCUUGGUGGACCUGAGGUGCUUAAGUGGGAGGAUGUUGAAAUAGGGGAGCCCAAGGAGGGAGAAAUACGCGUUAGAAACAAAGUUAUUGGGCUUAAUUUCAUUGAUGUGUAUUUCCGGAAAGGUGUUUAUAAGGCUGCCGUAAUUCCCUUUACUCCAGUUUGUAUUUUCCAUUGCAAGGCUAUUGCUUCUAUGGUUGGACUGUUUGAAGUGAACCCAACCUUCCGCCUCCUCCACUUUACCUGCAAAGACUCCCGAAGACUAACACUCCCCCUGCAAUACUUAAGCCAGAGAAGGAAUAUCCGAUUCUCACUUUCAUCAUCUUCUACCCUUAAGAGCAGCCGCGAACUGGUAUUAGUGAGGGCAGUCAACACAGAAGCGACGGCAACACAGGCCUCGAAAAUGGUCAAGGCUAUCAGGGUACAUGAGCUUGGUGGACCUGAGGUGCUUAAGUGGGAGGAUGUUGAAAUAGGGGAGCCCAAAGAGGGAGAAAUACGCGUUAGAAACAAAGCUAUUGGGCUUAAUUUCAUUGAUGUGUAUUUCCGGAAAGGUGUUUAUAAGGUUGCCGUAAUUCCCUUUACUCCAGGUAUGGAGGCUGUUGGAGAGGUAAUAGCUGUGGGGCCUGGAUUGACUGGCCGAAAAGUUGGAGAUAUUGUGGCUUAUGCUGGUCAGCCUAUGGGAUCAUAUGCUGAAGAGCAAAUCCUCCCAGCUGAUAAAGUUGUUCCUGUUCCUCCUUCUGUUGAUCCUAUUAUUGCAGCAUCGAUCAUGCUGAAGGGUAUGACAGCUCAAUUUCUGGUUCGUCGCUGCUUCAAGGUUGAGCCUGGACACAAUGUCCUUGUUCAUGCUGCAGCUGGUGGAGUUGGAUCUCUAUUAUGCCAAUGGGCAAAUGCACUUGGUGAGGAGGCUGUAGGAGAGGUAAUAGCUGUGGGGCCUGGAUUGACUGGCCGAAAAGUUGGAGAUAUUGUGGCUUAUGCUGGUCAGCCUAUGGGAUCGUAUGCCGAAGAGCAAAUCCUCCCAGCUGAUAGAGUUGUUCCUGUUCCUCCUUCUGUUGAUCCUCUUAUUGCAGCAUCCAUCAUGCUGAAGGGUAUGACAGCUCAAUAUCUGGUUCGUCGCUGCUUCAAGGUUGAGCCUGGACACAAUGUCCUUGUUCAUGCUGCAGCUGGUGGAGUUGGAUCUCUAUUAUGCCAAUGGGCAAAUGCACUUGGUGCCACUGUUAUUGGAACUGUGUCAACCAAAGAGAAGGCUGCUCAAGCCAAGGAAGAUGGAUGCCACCACGUCAUUUUAUAUAAAGAAGAGGAUUUUGUUGCCCGCGUCAAUGAAAUAACAUCAGGAAAGGGUGUUGAUGUGGUCUAUGAUUCUGUAGGAAAGGACACUUUUCAGGUAACAGAUGCUACUUUAUUCACCUUACCAUUUGCUUAGGUGAGAACGGAAGAGAUUUCAAUGCAAUAUAGGUUGCGCUUUGUGAAGAGUUACUACAUACACCUAAGAGCAAAACUUUGAUGUUUAUUUAUUUGGGUUUUUUGUUUGCUACAUAUUUUCUUUCUUUGCAGCAAUUUCAAAUUCUUUCAGGUUGAAACAUAUAAGACAGAGUUUAAGCCGUUGAAUUAAAUUAUAUAGAGUAUCAAAAAAGGGGCAAAGCAAUUUGCUUCCUUGAUCUGCAUAACCAUGAGUCUAUGACCCAAAAAGUUUAGUUCAUGGUCAUACUCUAUUCCCCUUACUAAUUUGCUUUUGUGAGAAUGGAAGAAAGUUCUAUCUCUAGGUAGAAGGUUGUGCUUUAUUGAGAUUAACUACACCUUAGAACAAAACUUUGAUUUUAAUUAAUUUAUUAUUAUUAUUAUUAUUAUUUUGCUACUCAUGUUGUUUCCUAGGGAACCAGUUUAAAUUCUUGUACAUGAAAUACGUAGCUUUGCGUUUAAGCGGUUUAAUUGAAGGGUUUAAAUAUCAAAAGAAGCAGUAAACCAAUUUGCCGUGGCAAAGAGUUUGACCAUGCUUGAGUUAUGAGUCCAUGACUUCACAAUUUUAGUUCAUUUUGCCUGGAUCUGUUUCACCAUUCUUAAAUCCAUUUUUGUCAAGAGUUCCUUCCAAAAGUUGCCAAUAUUGUAGGGGUCUUUGGAUUGCUUGAAGCUUCGUGGGUAUAUGGUGAGUU
Rubroshorea leprosula is the source of this 2482-nucleotide messenger RNA. NCBI's taxonomy places the organism in Eukaryota, Viridiplantae, Streptophyta, Magnoliopsida, Malvales, Dipterocarpaceae. The record is from the annotation of a GenBank genome assembly.